This is a messenger RNA of Candoia aspera, 1784 nucleotides long. It is a transcript of the gene CDK10, whose product is annotated as cyclin dependent kinase 10. Lineage: Eukaryota; Metazoa; Chordata; Lepidosauria; Squamata; Candoiidae. The record is from RefSeq and is a predicted model, not a curated record. The coding region runs from base 20 to 1096 and encodes 358 amino acids. Gene Ontology annotation, biological process: regulation of mitotic cell cycle; protein phosphorylation. Gene Ontology annotation, cellular component: nucleus. The transcript is spliced from 14 exons. Gene Ontology annotation, molecular function: ATP binding; cyclin-dependent protein serine/threonine kinase activity.
CCGGCGGCGGAGAGGGGCCAUGGCGGAGCAAGAGCCGGACCCCCUGCGCCUGAAGCGGCUGCACGGCGGCUUCUUCGCGGUGCCCGCCGCGCACCGGCUGGGAAGGUGCCGGAGCGUCAAGGAGUUCGAGAAGCUCAACCGGAUCGGAGAAGGGACCUACGGCAUCGUGUAUCGUGCCCGAGACACGCAGACGGAUGAGAUUGUGGCUCUGAAGAAGGUGCGGAUGGACAAAGAGAAAGACGGAAUUCCCAUCAGCAGCCUGCGAGAAAUCACCCUGCUGCUGAGGCUUCAGCACCCCAACAUCGUGGAGCUGAAGGAGGUGGUGGUGGGCAGCCACCUGGAGAGCAUCUUCUUGGUGAUGGGUUACUGUGAGCAGGACCUGGCCAGCCUCCUGGAGAACAUGCAGGCUCCCUUCUCUGAAGCUCAGGUGAAGUGCAUCGUUCUCCAGGUUCUCCAUGGUCUUCAGUACCUGCACAACAACUUCAUCAUUCACAGGGACCUCAAGGUGUCCAAUCUGCUCAUGACCGACAAAGGUUGUGUGAAGACAGCGGAUUUUGGGCUGGCUCGGGCCUACAGGGUUCCCCUGAAGCCCAUGACCCCGAAAGUGGUGACGCUGUGGUACCGGGCCCCUGAGCUGCUCCUAGGCACCACCACGCAGACCACAGCCAUAGACAUGUGGGCAGUGGGCUGCAUCUUGGCGGAAUUGCUGGCCCAUAAGCCUCUGCUGCCUGGGAGCUCUGAGAUACAGCAGGUAGACUUGAUCGUGCAGUUGCUGGGCACCCCUAAUGAGACCAUCUGGCCCGGCUUCUCCAAGCUGCCCCUCGUGAGCCAGUAUUCUCUCCGUAAGCAGCCCUACAACAACCUGAAGCACAAGUUUGCGUGGCUGUCCGAGGCUGGGCUUCGCCUCCUCAACUUGCUCUUCAUGUACGAUCCAAAGAAAAGAGCAACGGCCGGGGACUGCUUGGAAAGCUCUUACUUCAAGGAGAAGCCAUGGCCCUGUGAGCCAGAGCUCAUGCCCACCUUCCCCCACCAUCGCAACAAGAGGGCAGCCCCAGGCACAGCAGCCGAGUGCCCAGGCAAGCGCAGCCGGCCCUGAGGUGGUGGCUUUGGAAGGCACCUGAAAGGAAUCUCUCUCUCAAGAGUGGGGGCUGUCUCCCCAUCCACAAUCAUUCCUCCCUUUUCCUGUUACUGCCCUGUGAAACCCUUGCCGGCUUUCUGAGCAGUGCUUCUGUCAAGGCCCAAGAGCCAGAGAGGGCCCAGCGAUGAAGGACGCAGAUCCUACCAAGAGGGAAAUGGGCCUUAAUGUUCUUGGGAUGGAGACUUGCAUCGUCUCUUCUUCUGAGGAGCAGCAAAGCAGGGUCUGUAUCCUCCACAUCCUGGAGGGGAUCCUCGGUCCCUCCACGCUGCUCCUCCUCGCCUAAAGGCUGCUGCUCAGCCCGAGACUUUCCUCUUUGGAAAGGCGUUUUGGUCAGGGAGCUGGAUUCUGCCGCUCCCCGCCUGAGUUUCUCCUCUCGUCAGCUCUGGAUGCUGAAAGAACAAGCGAAGCACUCUUGCUGGAGCAGCGAAGAAGGGAGCGACCCUCGAGGGCCUGUGGAAUCUUCGAAACUGCUGCAAACGAAGCAGCCCGGCCCUCCAGCAGACCUUGGGACGGCUCCUUGUCCUGGCAGCACCAGGCCUUCCAAGGAGCAACAUGCCUCGCCUGGGCUGGCGUGAGGAAGGCAGCUGACCACAAGCAGCCCCCCCCCCCGUGCCUCCCUUUCCACAGACAGCCCUUGGGGGAAGUG